Messenger RNA from Malania oleifera, 2936 nucleotides. RefSeq lists its product as uncharacterized. The record is from RefSeq and is a predicted model, not a curated record. The transcript has 7 exons. Bases 1000 to 2604 code for a protein of 534 amino acids. Lineage: Eukaryota; Viridiplantae; Streptophyta; Magnoliopsida; Santalales; Ximeniaceae.
CUUCCUUCUACCACCUCCACUGCAGACACCUCAUCUCCUCCUUCCCUUUAAAAAACGCAUACGAUACAAGAGAGCCACCGGAUGGAGAAAAAAAAGCUAAAUUUUAUUCACCCCCACACAAAAAUUCUUCCUUUCCUCUAAUGAUUCACCCCCACAUCUCAAUCACAAUCUAUAUAUGACCCUCUUGGAUCCUGUUCUUCUUCUUCUGUGGAAAUCACCCAAAUCGGAUUCCCAACUGUUCCCUCUUCAAUUUGAUCCGAAUUGUGCUUUUUUGGGCGUUGAAAUUCCCCAAUCAUUGACGGAUGCAGAUGGGUUUUCAGCAAUUCUGGGUUUCUUUGAUGUGUAAUCUUCGUUUCCCAACUCUUGUUUCUUGAUCUGUGGCGAUCAUUUUGUACAGAUGAUGAAGUUACCCAUCACCCAUGAGCGAUUGGAUUCUGCUCCGAUGACUUUGUUUUUCUUCUUUUUUGUUGAAUAUUUGGCGAUCGAUUUUACUUAGCGUGAUGGAUUCUUUGGUGGUGCCUUGAUCUUGUGCAUGUUUUCAAAAAUCAACGCUUUGUGGGGGUUGGUUUGUUUCUCUACAGGAGUGUUAAUGGUCACAACCCCCUGUUCUCUGCUCCGUUUGAUUUUGGCGGUGCACAUCCCAAAUUGUGGAGUAUAUAGAUUAUCCGGGGUAUAUCUUUCGGUGUAGAAAUUCUUUCCUUAUUUUGAUGUCUUUUUGGUGUGGAAUAUCCUUCCUGUGGGUUUCGUAUUCUUCUUUUCUCAGUUUUCAUCUAUUUUAGUUUACUUGUUUUGAAGAUAUCUUGCCAGUUUUGCUACUGUUUCUGCCUUCCCGUUCCUUUGUUUGGUCUUUGAUAGUUUGAUUUGUAUAAUCUGAAUUUGGUCGUUCCUGUUUUAACUGAGCGAGGUUUGAGACCUGAAGUCUAUUGAUCAAUACAUUGAGUAAGCAGUUCAAAUCUUCUCUUUUGCUGAGGUUGGGCACUGCAAGCAUUGGCAGUGCCCAUGGAUGCCACAACUAGUGGAACCCCUACCAUACAAUACCACAACAUUGCUGACCAACCGAUCGCCACGCUUGUUGUGUCCUCCAUACCUGCAUUUCAACGACAACAGCGACAUUGCUUCGGGGACUUGAUCCCUGGUGAAUUCCCCUUGGCUGCUAAUCCAUCCAUUGUCCUUCAUGUCCUUACAGCAUGCAAUUUGGAUCCUCAAGAUCUUGCAAAAUUGGAGGCAACAUGUUCCUUCUUCAGGCAGCCUGCGAAUUUCGCCCCUGAUUUUGAACUUUCUAUAUCGGAGCUUGCGGCUCUUGAUAUGUGCCAGAAGAGGGCCAUAUUUAAGCCAAUGACUGCAGAAGAACGCCAGGCUUUAAAGCAAAGGUGUGGGGGCUCAUGGAAACUGGUCCUGAGGUUUUUGCUGGCUGGAGAGGCAUGUUGCAGAAGGGAGAAAUCACAGGCAAUUGCAGGACCUGGUCACAGCAUUGCUGUGACAUCAAAGGGAACUGUUUACUCAUUUGGUUCCAACAGCUCUGGACAACUUGGACAUGGCACCACCCAAGAGGAAUGGCGGCCGCAGCAAAUUAGAUCUCUGCAAGGCAUUCGAAUUAUCCAGGCAGCCGCUGGAGCUGGCAGGACAAUGUUGAUUAGUGAUGCUGGGCAGGUUUAUGCCUUUGGGAAGGACUCCUUUGGGGAAGCUGAGUAUGGGGUUCAGGGAUCUAAACUAGUUACAACGCCUCAGCUGGUUGAGUCUCUGAAGAAUAUUUUUGUGGUGCAAGCUGCAAUUGGAAAUUUCUUCACAGCUGUGUUAUCAAGAGAAGGCACAAUUUAUACUUUUUCAUGGGGCAGCGACGCUAAACUAGGUCACCAAACAGAACCAAGUGAUAUGGAGCCUCAUCCUUUGUUGGGGGCUCUAGAAAACAUACCAGUUGUGCAAAUUGCUGCUGGAUACUGCUACCUUCUUGCUUUGGCCUGUCAACCAAGUGGCAUGUCAGUAUACUCUGUUGGGUGUGGCUUGGGCGGGAAGCUUGGACAUGGCACUAGAACUGAUGAAAAGCACCCUCGAUUGAUCGAACAGUUUCAGAUUUUAAAUCUUCAACCCAUAGUGGUUGCAGCUGGUGCAUGGCAUGCUGCUGUGGUAGGUAAGGAUGGAAGGGUCUGUACAUGGGGUUGGGGUCGUUACGGGUGUUUGGGUCAUGGGAACGAGGAGUGUGAAUCAGUUCCUAAGGUGGUGGAAGCAUUGGGUAGGGUCAAAGCAGUCCAUGUUGCUACAGGGGAUUAUACAACCUUUGUGGUAGCUGAUGACGGUGAUGUAUACUCAUUUGGGUGUGGAGAAUCGUCUAGUCUUGGACAUAAUGCUGGGGCUGAUGGGCAGGGAAAUAGGCAUGCCAAUGUGUUGAGUCCAGAGCUAGUGACAUCUCUGAAGCAGGCGAAGGAGCGAGUGGUACAGAUCAGCCUCACCAACUCCAUAUACUGGAAUGCUCACACUUUUGCACUCACAGAAUCGGGCAAGCUAUUUGCUUUUGGGGCAGGAGACAAGGGGCAGCUGGGCACAGAGCUUGUCGCUAACCAGAGCGAGAGGGGUAAUCCUGAGCGGGUUGACAUUGACCUCAGUUAGACACACAUGAUUGAUCUGUCUCAGUUGUGCUCAUACCCUCUCUCCUAUUUAUCGUCGUCAUCAUCAUUGUUGUCAUCAUUUUAUCGUGCUUUGCAUUUGGUGUUCAGAAUUUGUGUCUAAUUUGUACAUAGAAAACAAAGAAAAGGAUUGUUAAGGAUGAAGCUAGGUAGUGGAGGAUCCAAGCAACUGCUGCAGCAGCAGCAGCAUUUGCCCACCUUCUCAAAGAUGGUAAUAGUGCUUGGGGGCCUCAAGCAGUACAUAGGUGUUACAUUCAAGGUUCAUUUAUAACUUAUUUAUGUUGAUGGAUUCAUGAAUCAUCUCUUAGCUCAAAA